Brassica rapa (field mustard) is the source of this 1033-nucleotide messenger RNA. RefSeq lists its product as uncharacterized. The record is from RefSeq and is a predicted model, not a curated record. Lineage: Eukaryota; Viridiplantae; Streptophyta; Magnoliopsida; Brassicales; Brassicaceae.
UGAAAUUAUAUUAAAGAUAGAAAAUAAAGGAGGUUCUGGCCCAAAUGGCCUUAGCCCAAGUUCAAAACACGGUGGUGAAGAGCCGCCUUAGCUAAGCGAUCACAGUUUGAGUUUUUCGAUCUAGCGAUAUGAAGAAAAAGGAUAGAAGCGAAAGCAGAAGAGAUUGAUCGGAUGUCUGAGACAAUUCCAAUAAUUUCUUUUCUCUGCGAUUUGCCGGUGAUUGCUCCAAGGAGCGUUAAGCAGUCGGUGUGGAUUCUGAGAUCGGCGAUCUCUAGCUCCACAGCCUUCGAUAGAGCCGCUCGAACCGCCAUGGCUUCCGCCACUAGUGGUGAUCCAACAAACUCCUCUACACGGGUUUCUUCCCAUACGAUCGGGGGGGAUGAGCCUGAGAACGUCCAGGCUAGUCCUGCUCUCUUUCUCUCUUUCUCCCAAGCCGCGUCUGUGUGGCAGAUGACCGCUUCCCCAUUUUGUUGCCUUCUACUAGAUGAUGUCGUCUCCCUCUCCUUCUGCAACAUGGAGAUGUAUAGCUUUUCUUUUCAAAGACCAGCGCGUUUCUUGAAGUCCAGAUUGCCCAGCAGAUCCAAGGUAGUACACUGCCUCUGAUUCCUGUCGGAGGAAGACAAAUUGCUUGCCGGAACUUUGUGAUUGCUCAAAUCAAUAUCCAAUAUAAACAUAGACAGAAACGUAUAUAAGCAACUAGUUCACUGAAGAAACACGAGAGGAAGGAGUGUAAUGAACAUAUAACUAUGUUCAUCUACUUCCUGAGCAACCGGCUGGCACGUUGGUUUGAUUGUUGCACUCUGUAAUUGAGUUCGUCAACAUCAUCAUGAAGAUGAUCAAGACCAUCUUUCUGCUUUUCCAUUUCACUUCCCAUGUCAACUGCCAUGUUCUUUAGCUCCCCUAGUAGAUCACUCAAAUCAGAAAGUCCAUCAUCUUGCUUAGCUUUUUCCAUCUGUCAUAAACGUAUAAAUUAGUAAAGAUUACAUAACUUUUUUUACUCAAAUGUCAAGAGAAGCUAGCUUUUGAUGUUUAA